UGUGUAUAGCGGUGUGUGAAUGUGAAACUGUAUGAUGGGUUUAUUUUUGCACUAAAAUGUUACAUUUUACAGUCUUGUGUGCCCUGUUAAAAUCCCUUGUCAGAAAAUCAUAAAGUAAUACUAAUGUAUAGAUUUUAUCAUAAUUUAAAAAAAAAAGUUCUGAAGGACAAAAUAUAAAAUUCUGUUUAUCCAGAGGAUUCAUCUUGUUUGAUCCCUUUCAAAUUAAUAGAAAUAAUCAUAGAAAUCCCAUUAGCAGUCUUUAUUAUUAUUAUUUUUUUUUGGUGAAGGAUAUUUUUCAGAUGAUUUCUUUGAAGACUAGACUUGAAAUCUCCAGAAUCGCAUUAAAUUAUUGUCAAUCAUUUCUUCAUACCGAAAAACCUCAGGUAGUUCAAAUGGACUGUACAGUAAUGUGCAAUAAAGUAAAACUCAGGGGUGGCCAAUUAGGCGAGGGUGUCAAAUAUCCAAAAAAAUGAAAAGGUUUCUAUUUUUUUAAGCCUUUUUUUGUCCCAGUGACAUAUUGUGCAUCAGUGCCUUUUUAUGAGGUACAAUCAAUGAUCAUCUUUGUGUCUGUGAUUUUAUCAUUAAACUCAGAUUUAUUAUUACUGUUUCCCUCCUUGUAUUUCCUCUUCCACCUAAUUUAGACUUGUUAUUAUGCAUUGAAAUAUUAUUUUAGUUCAUGUUUUAGUUUGAUUAGUCAUUGCUGCAGGCACUGAAACAAAACAAAGGUUUUGACAUAAAGCUAAAUUUAAUUUCUAAUUGUAUUCUAAUUUUGGUCACAAUGUAAAAUGCUUGUUUUCUAGUGUUACAACUCACUCUGACAGAGACUACACAGUACUCUUUGUAUUUGACGUUAAUUUAGCUAUAGUUUAGGAAAUAGAUUUCAAAACAACGUUGAAUCAAACCAACAAAUUAGGCUUCUAUCAAAGUCUGAAGAAAGAGGAGUUACAGACGUUAAAACAAAAUGUGUUUCAACGCUCUAGUCCCGGGCCUACAUGCAGCCAGCUCAUUCAGCAUUUAGGCUAGGGUCAGGCUUACUGUAUUUUUUGCGCUGUAAGUGCACGAGCCGCUCCCUCAUGAAGCCGAGGGCAUCCUCCAGAGAUUAGGGUUCAUGUCCAUCCUAAGCUGUUUGUUUACUCACAUCUCCAAGUGUUGUCGCACAUCUGAACUCCUCAGCACGACUCUCUUGGCCUCGCUCGUAUCUGACAGGCGUUCAGUCGGAUGAAUGUGUAAACAGAAGGGCGGUCUCAGGUGAGAGGCUUGAGUUUCAGCCGCUUCCGAAGUCUUAUAAUCGAGCCAUCAAGUUCAUCGAUCAGUCAGAGAGAUUGCCUGGGCUGGAAACUUAUCAGAUCUUAGUUUUGUUUUUAUCGAGCGUUUCUGAAGAAUGAACGGGCAUUUUCUAUUCGUGCCACUUUGGUUGAACUUUUAAGUUCUGUUGGACACCUUUAGGAGCGUGUUUGUACAUUUAAACAUGGAGGAACUAAAAUCCCCGGUGGGCUUUUUCCACAAGUCCUCGUUCAGCAUCAGCAACUUACUGCUCCGACACGAGCGCGCGAGGACCGACGCGACCACCGCGCCAGAAGCACCGCGCUCCCGCGCCACGAAGCCGCCUGCGCGCUCAAAUCAGCCAAAUGACGGAAAAGACAAACCUAUUAGAGAGCGGAACGACUCUGCCACCAUACCGGCUAAAAAAGAGGUAGUAGGAGAUCCAAAGUGUGAAGGAACCGAUGGACAAGAGAAGAAGAGUAAACCCGAUAAGCCUCCGUUCAGUUAUAACGCGCUUAUCAUGAUGGCCAUCCGCCAGAGUCCGGAGCGACGGCUCACCCUCAACGGCAUCUAUGAGUUCAUCAUGGGCAACUUCCCGUACUACCGAGAAAACCGGCAGGGCUGGCAGAACUCCAUCCGACACAACCUGAGCCUCAACAAGUGCUUCGUCAAGGUCCCGCGCCACUACGACGACCCUGGGAAAGGAAACUACUGGAUGCUGGACCCGUCCAGUGAUGAUGUGUUCAUCGGAGGAACCACCGGGAAGCUCAGGCGCCGGUCUACCGCGGCGUCCCGCGCCAAGCUGGCCAUGAAGAGAGGCGCUCGGCUGACCUCCACCUCCGCCGCCGCCGGGCUCGCGUUCGCCGGCUCGUUUUACUGGCCCGUCCCGCCGUUCGUGGCGCUCAAGCAUCGCCAGCCGAACCCCGCGGCCCACCACAACAACUACGCCGCGUCGGUUCUGUCCCAAAGCUCGCGUCACUUCAACUCGGUCGGUCCCGCAGCGGAAAGACUUCUUCUCCCGUCCGGUCAAGAGGCAGCUUAUUGUGGGAUGGGUUGUGACCAGAUGACCUCCGCCUCCUCCUUCUCCACAUCUGCGUCUGUGCCUCUGUCCCUCUCUGCGCCCUGCUCUUUUAAUUUACUCUCCAAUCAGUCCAGUUACUUUUACUCCCAUCAGGUGCCUCACACAGCGGGACUGUCGCCCUGGUCGCGCGAGGAAUCGUACUUCUCCAAAACAUCUCCUUCUGGACAGUUUUUCCCGGGAAAGCCAUCUCCUUCUUCCGACUACAUUGGAGGACUAUGUACAGACAUUCCCAGUUAUUUUCCUCAUUUUAACACUGCCACCUCAAUGCACUGA
Carassius auratus (goldfish) is the source of this 2617-nucleotide messenger RNA. RefSeq names its product forkhead box G1c (gene foxg1c). NCBI's taxonomy places the organism in Eukaryota, Metazoa, Chordata, Actinopteri, Cypriniformes, Cyprinidae. Gene Ontology annotation, cellular component: nucleus. The record is from RefSeq and is a predicted model, not a curated record. Gene Ontology annotation, biological process: regulation of transcription by RNA polymerase II. Gene Ontology annotation, molecular function: DNA-binding transcription factor activity; sequence-specific double-stranded DNA binding. The transcript has a single exon. Bases 1469 to 2617 code for a protein of 382 amino acids.